AUGAGUAAUAUGUUUGAUUUAUCAGUUACUACCUUUAAUUAAGACGGUAGAAUUCUUUAAGUUACAUAUGCUUAAACAGCAGUAGAUUAAAGCGAAACUAUUAUUGGAGUAAAAUGUUCUGAUGGAGUAAUUUUAGGGGCUGAAAAGCAAUUAUUUACAAAUUUAUUAGUCGAAGAUACAAAUAAAAGAGUAUAUAACAUUGAAAAUAGUAUUGGAAUGGUAAUUGGAGGUAGAAUUCCAGAUGGAAGAAAUUGUGUAAGUAGAGCAAGAAAAGAAGCUUAGGAAUAUUAAAAAUAUUUUGAAGUUCCGAUUUCAGGAAAAAUACUUGCUGAUAGAAUUAGUUAAUAUAUUCAUGCACAUACACUUUAUGGAUAUUAUAGACCUUUUGGAACUGCUGUUAUUGUAUCUUCAUAUGAUCAUAUAGAUGGAUUUUAAUUACACAUGAGCGAUCCUUCUGGUUUAAAUUAUGCUUAUCAUGCAUGCGCUUAAGGAAAAGGAAAAUAAACUGCAAAAGCUGAAUUUGAAAAAAGAAAUUUCUCUACAUUAACAUGUAGAUAAGCAAUGCCUUAUAUAUUAAAAAUAUUAAAUCUAACACAUGAAGAUGUUAAAGAAAAAAAAUAUUUAUAUGAAAUUAGUUGGAUUUGUUAAGAAAGCAAUUUCUAACAUAAAUUGAUACCUAAAGAUUUAAGGGAAUAAUCUGAAAGAUAAGCUUUGGAAAUGAUUGAUGAUGAUGAAUAAGCUGAUUGAUUAUAAAUAAAAAAUGUUUUUUUAUCUAAAUUCAUAUAUUUAUAAAAUAUUUUAUUUAUAUUAAUAUUUUAUAUUUUAUUAUUAUUAUUUUUAAUUAUAAAUUUAAUA
Ichthyophthirius multifiliis is the source of this 855-nucleotide messenger RNA. RefSeq names its product proteasome subunit alpha type 3, putative. The record is from RefSeq and is a predicted model, not a curated record. Lineage: Eukaryota; Ciliophora; Oligohymenophorea; Hymenostomatida. The transcript has 8 exons. Gene Ontology annotation, cellular component: proteasome core complex, alpha-subunit complex; nucleus; proteasome core complex. Gene Ontology annotation, biological process: ubiquitin-dependent protein catabolic process.